This is a messenger RNA of Ctenocephalides felis (cat flea), 3872 nucleotides long. RefSeq names its product PR domain zinc finger protein 15-like. The transcript is spliced from 18 exons. The record is from RefSeq and is a predicted model, not a curated record. Gene Ontology annotation, molecular function: DNA-binding transcription factor activity; RNA polymerase II cis-regulatory region sequence-specific DNA binding. Lineage: Eukaryota; Metazoa; Arthropoda; Insecta; Siphonaptera; Pulicidae. Bases 184 to 3657 code for a protein of 1157 amino acids. Gene Ontology annotation, biological process: regulation of transcription by RNA polymerase II.
UUAGUUUCUAACCUUCAUUCAGUAUGGCGUACAAGACAAACGCAAACGCUUCUGUUACAUGACGUCGAAACUAAUCGAAAUUUUAUAGUUUUAUUAAGAAUUUCAUUAAAUUUGUUGUUAAAUGGUGUUAAAUUUUAAUUAAGUAUUCAUCAUAUGAUCUGACAUUAACCAACCCCCAAGAGAAUGGAUGACGAAGAAGUGGCUUUUCGCAUGGAGGCUUGGAAUGAGAGUGUAGCCACGGGCGGCAGACCAGUGGUUGUGUCUCAUUGGAGCUCUGACCAGAGCCCUCAACACGAGACUGUUUGUACAGAGGAAAUUGUGAAUGAUGAAGUCGUACAGGAAGAAGUUAUAGCUAUGGAGGAGAUGAUUCAAUCAACACAUCCCGAUCAGCAUUACAUUGUUGGAGGAGAGAUGCUUCCUCAUAGCAUAUCACAGUCUUUAGACCAAAUGGCUGCAGAGAAUCUUAUAUACAUGGCACAAGAUGUUGGUGUUAUGUCGAAUGAUAUAAUUGAAGAGCAGGUUAAUGAUGAGAUGCAGAAUGAGGCUGAUGUGUCGAAUGGACAGAAUGAUCAACAGUAUUUUGAGUGUCAGGUCACUGAGGAAGUUAUUACUGAUGAGUGGGUUGAAGAAACUGGACAGGAUAGAGUUGAAAUUGUAGUAGACCAAUUGGCGUCAACAGAACAGCCUGAGGAUGAUAUUGAUAUAAGUUUACCAACGGAUCAAGAUGAAUAUUCAGCCUCUAGGCCGCAUCCCUGUGAUUUUUGCUCAAGACGUUUUCGCAAAAAAGCAAAUUUGAUGAACCACAUGAUUGCUCAUCAAAAUGACAGACCUCAUUGUUGCAAUUUAUGUGGAGCAAGGUACACUAAUAAAAAUGAGCUAAUGAGUCAUUUGAAAAGUCAUGCUUAUGCACCAACUGAAGAUGAUCAUGAGGAGGACCAAAAUAUGAUUGCUAAUAAUCUUAAUGACUUAGGUGACAAUUUUAUGUCUCCAACCCAUGAGGUUCCAAAACGUAAGAGAUCAUCAAACAAACAUAACCAGAUGAGUGGCAAUUCUUCUGGUAUUAGUCGCAGAAGAAAACAAGACCAGGCUGUUUACGAAGAGAUGGAUGAGGAUAUGAGAAUUUUAACUGAAGCUGCUGAGCAGCAUUAUGCACAUUCAAUGUCAUUAGAACCUAGGUUUCCAGUAACUGACCCUAGAAAACCAUUUGUUUGCCAACACUGUGGGGUAGGUUUUGCUCGUGAGAAAGCAUUGGCAUCUCAUGCAAGGAUUCAUGGAGGUGAUUCACCAUUUGAAUGUGAAACUUGUGGUGAAAUGUUUUGGGAUGCUGCUGUUUUGCGAGAACACACCAGAAAUAAACAUCAAAUUCAAUCCAGUAAUUCAGAAUACGAACCAGAAAAUGAUGAUGAGUCAGAUUUAUCAGACACGGACAGCAAAUUUGGGGACUAUUAUUGCAAUACGUGUGGAAUGUCAUUUCAUCGAGUUGAUUUGUUAAAGAGACAUGCUAGGUUGCAUAUGAGUAGAAAAGACAUAUCAGAAACUGAAGAUGGACACAUGUGCAAUGUCUGUGGUGAAACAUUCCGUGAGGCUUUGGAUCUUCUUGCACAUGCAGAAGCUCAUGCAAGAUACCAGCCCCACAGGUGUAUGUUGUGUGGAGAGAGCUUCAGCAACGAAUCCAGUCUUUCGGGGCACGUCCAGCAAUUGCAUGUUGACUUGUUGACACCAAAUUCCUGUCUGCUUUGUGGAAAGCAGUGCCGAGAUCGCAAAGCUCUACUUAAACAUUCAUGGGAACACUCCAAGGAACGAGAACAUACUUGUAGCAAAUGUGCUAAGACUUUCCAUAAUAAAGCUAGGUUGAAGAGACACAUGGCUUCACAUCGCAACAAAUGUGUAACAUGUGACAUAUGCGGGGAACAAUUUCCAGAUGGUCGUAGUUUAAUGAAUCACAGACAUUCUCAUAGUUCAAUAUCAGGCAGACAAUUUCCUUGCAGAGAGUGUGGAAAAACAUUCGGUUCGAGAAGUUCACAGCAGAUUCACAUAAGAAUACACACAGGUGAGAGGCCUUAUGGCUGUCGGUUUUGCUGGAAGGCUUUUGCUGAUGGGGGCACUCUUAGAAAACACGAAAGAAUUCACACAGGUGAAAAGCCAUAUGCUUGUGCAGUGUGUCCCAGAGCCUUCAAUCAACGAGUGGUGCUAAGAGAGCACAUCAGAUCUCAUCACAGUGGUCCGGAUACAUCCAGAGGCAAUCAUUCAUCUCCAUAUGCUUGCGCAGUGUGUUCAGACGUCUUCACCAGCUCACAUGAUUUAAUUCAGCAUCUGAUUCACCAUUCUGAUAUGAACACUGCUAUGAAAAGACAACCUCAGGUUGGUCCUAGAAAGUACAAACGUCGCAGGAAAUUGAAGCCUUAUGAGGUUGAUAGGCUGGUUAGGAAAGGUGAACAUCGCAAGGACAAGCAGCGCAGGGAAUCAGAAGGAGAACGAGAGAGUGAUGUCUGGUAUUCAGAUUAUUCUCCAAUGCUAGAAGAUUUGGAUAGAGUACCACCUUCUUCAUCAGGAGGGAGCAUGUCAACAGCAGCAGUGCAGAACAAUACUGAUUAUGGAUCACCCAGCACGGCUACCGGUAGUUUUAGUUCGCCAAGGAGUUCAAGUCGCCGAUCGGCAUCUCCUGCUAAGAAGCAAAAAGUGAAAAACUCGAAUUCUACAUCCACCAACAACGACGAUGGCUACCAGGCCGUCUGCGAUAGUUUCGAAACUGUUAUGCAAAGUUUCAGUACUCUCGUCAAAGAUAUGAAAGCCAACAAGUCUAAAAAGAAAAAAGAAUUGGCGCAACAAGUGGCACAGUCCUCUAGACCCAAGAUGAUCCACACGGCCAAAACGAGAGUUGACCAAGAAGGUAAAAAGAAGACUAAGACUUUGAUCACCAGGACGACGGCAUCGUCUGUAGUUACCCAGCCUGUCCUUCAUUCUUAUAAGUCCGAGAGGAAUAGACCGAGGACUAAGAAUGUUAAUUACCACGUCUUACAAGCCGAGAGACCGCAGCCUGCUGUGUUUCCUGAUGCACAACUCCAGAGCGACUUGGAGAAUAUUCUGUCUAUGACUACUCCGAUAAAAAUUAAACCCGAUCCUGAUAUGCAGAGUUUUGAGACGUCGCCUCCGCCUGUCUCGAAUGAGGUAGACAUCACGACGACCACUCAGAACAUGGACAGUCCCCUAAAAGACAUCAAAGGCAUCGAAAAAUUUAAUUCGGACCUUGUGCAUGAUCUAGAGCAGAUUCUGCAAAGUCCAAUCAGACCAAAAUUCAAUUCGGAGUCCAGUAACAAUAAUGGACAAGAAGAGCAGUUUAUUCAGCAGGUGAAUCAACAGAUGAAUCAGCAAGUGAAUCAAGAGAUUGUAAAGAAAAAGAAGGAUGUCAAGCGGCCAGCAUCAGUGAAUCAAUCUACAGCAGGGUCUGCAGUCAGAAGGAGUGUCAGGAAUACUGCUAGAGUCAGUGGUAAUAGGAGAAGCGUGGUGACAGAUUUUAAAGAUGUGGUUGUCAAAGAGGAAAUUUUGGAUCAGGAUGAAUAUGAUGGUGAUGAGAUUGGUAUCUUUAAAUGUGAGAUGUGCAGUGAAAGUUUCACAACAAGAUCUGAAUUGUUGGUACAUGUACCUAUUCAUAUAUGAUGACUUAAAGUUUGAUUCAGAGCAUAAUUGGAUGAACUCACUUGUACUAUAUGCUUUUUUUGUACAUAUUUUUGAUGUAUUUUUAGACAAUGGAUUUUUUCUAAUAAUGUUCACAUAUGUAUUGACAGAGUCUAAUAAUGGGGCAUGGCUUCAAUAGAAAAAGAUAAAUUAUUUUAAAAAUUUAUUCUAAAAUCCACACGUUUCGGCUUUAGUCC